Talaromyces amestolkiae is the source of this 1863-nucleotide messenger RNA. RefSeq lists its product as uncharacterized. Gene Ontology annotation, biological process: transcription initiation at RNA polymerase I promoter; nucleolar large rRNA transcription by RNA polymerase I. NCBI's taxonomy places the organism in Eukaryota, Fungi, Ascomycota, Eurotiomycetes, Eurotiales, Trichocomaceae. The coding region runs from base 1 to 1863 and encodes 620 amino acids. Gene Ontology annotation, molecular function: RNA polymerase I general transcription initiation factor activity; rDNA binding. The transcript has a single exon. The record is from RefSeq and is a predicted model, not a curated record. Gene Ontology annotation, cellular component: RNA polymerase I upstream activating factor complex.
AUGAGCGCAGCAGCAGACAGUGAACCCGUUGCCGACAGUGAUGAAGAAAAGAUCUUUGGACCGCCUGAAUAUUACCCUGUGCUUUCAUCCUCAGAAUCAUGGCACGAAUCCGAGGAACCCUCCUCGCAAUCAGACGACGAGGAGACUGCAGAGGAUGCAAGCGAGGAAGAUCAAAUCAAGAGUGAAGACGAAGGCUCGCAAUCAGAGUCUGAUCUGAAAAAAGGGAAACAGAGACCUGCUUCUACGAAAUCGCAACUAUCAUUCGACAAGAGCGCCGUACAAGCAUAUAGGACCCUGCUUAAAGAUAUGCACGUCGAUGCCGAUUCGAAAACAUGGAAUAAACAACAAAACGUCAGUCUGUCUACCGUCGGCUUAGUUCAAUGGACCGGAAAGGAAAAUGAUACUUUUUUCACGGCCCUCGCCCGCAAAGGGAGGGGAAAUGUUGGUGAAAUCGCGCAACAAAUUAAAUCCAAGUCACGGCUGGAAGUGGCUGAUUACAUUGAAUUCCUGGAAGAGAGGUUGCAGCGCCAUCGACUUUCGGAGCCAUCUCUUCUUGAAGCGGAAGUUCCAGCCGCGGUGGAGAUUAGUGAAGAGCUAGAAGAAGUUCUUAACCACUUUGCGGAAACUGUUGCCCUCGAAGAGCAGAGGAAAGACCUCUUCGACGCAGAAAAAGAGCAUGGUUUGUCUGAAUACUGGAUCCUCGACAGAGCUAAGGCAGAUCAGAUCGAAGAGUUACUGGCCUCAGAUGACGAAGAGGCCCUCCCAGAAGCCAUCUCGCUAAGUGCCGGUUUACUCGAUCUCAAGAAUUGGGUCCAACUAUCUCAAAAAGUCUUUAUGAAUCCCGGUAAAUCUCGACCAGAAGACAGCUGGAAAAACGUCGCCCAAAAAGGAGAAAUGCCAUCACUCACAGCAGACGCAUUGGGAGAAUUCUAUGACCUCACUGUCGAUCUCGUCAUCCGCUUGAUGGAGGAGGCACACAAAACCGCAUUGGACAGAUUAGACAAAGAACGGAGGCAUAGACAAGUACCUGUUGUGAGAAAAAAGGAUGUGCAGAGAGCUCUGACUACAAUGGGCAUGAAGCACAAUACAUUUGAGUAUUAUGUCAAUCUUCCUCGCCGACUGAAGCUCGAUGUCACAAGAGGAAAGCGCAAGGGAAAAGCCAAAAAUUAUGUUUCGUGGGACAAAGUCGAACGAAUGCUAUCUAUAAAGCGUCAAAAAAAAGCCAAAGGAAGUUCAGAUUCUUCCGAUGAUUCCUCUGAAGAGGAUGCAGAGAAUGAUGAAAAAGCCGACGAUGACAGCCAAGAAGAAGACCUCGACAAAUUUGGCUCAUCAGAAGACGAGAGUGACAUAGCAAACCAGGACGAUCAAUCUAAUCCAGAAGAAGAAGAAGAAGAAGAAGAAGAAGAAGAAGAAGCAGAAGAAGUCUCUAGCGCCGACGAAGCCAAUGAAGCCAACGAGGACAACAACGUACCCGCAAUCAAAACCGAGCCUACCGACGACUCACAAUACGAAGGAAUCAGUGAAUCCGACUAUCGGCAACUCGAAAUAGAACAACGUCUAGACGACUACAAUGACUMCCUCGACCGACAAGCCAGCCAUAAAGAAGAAGCUCGUAUACGAGUAUUACUCGAUGCUCCGGCAAUAGACAGUCUCGUGCCUAUUGUCAAAAAGGGCAAAGAAAAGCAAGAGGAGCCCCCGGAGAUCACAGAAGACAUGCGCAGAGAGAUCAUGCAGAAUAAUGUGGUGGUUGACUGGAGGAAAAAUCUCGUGUAUCAGGAUGAGUGGGAGACUUAUGGGAUGAAGACGCGAGAUGUCGAAAAGGAUAUUGCUGCCAAUCGUAAUAAGAGGAGACGUCUUGAAUAA